AUGUGCUACCUACGGACCAAAACACGCCAGCUACAUCAGAAAGACGACAUAUUGAAGGAAAACGAGGACUGCCAGACUCGUACGACGCGUGCAAUGACGUGGCAAAGGAAGGAUCGGACAGACGUAUAUCCUUGUCAAUCAAUUGUCAAUCGACCUAUUCACCAUUACUCUGGUGGACUCAAUCCGAAGGGAACUUUCAAGAUUCUUUCGGAGGGCAUCGAGGAUGAGAAUUCCGUCGUCAAACCCAAGUCAAAUCCAAACCCACCUACAUCGCCAUCGCGUCCCAAAUGCUCUUGUGUCCUCGGCUUCCUCGAAGAUUUUAAGGACAAAAAGCCCGCCGAUGUAUCGCCGUCCGAUAAAAGCCCUGUCUACACGUGGGUCGCAUACGGGUGUCGAAUGGUCCAGAACCUGCAAAAGACAACAAUGAAAAGUCGUCACCGCCUUUCGUUGCCUCGACGCAACGUAUCGACUUCCGCCAAUCACUAUCCCAACACGACGGGGUCUGCCCGGGACUGUUCCCUUGUUUUCUUUCGACGUUGUGGGGUGGAACGACUACGCGAGGUGAAUUUGUGA
This is a messenger RNA of Laccaria bicolor S238N-H82, 573 nucleotides long. RefSeq lists its product as uncharacterized. Lineage: Eukaryota; Fungi; Basidiomycota; Agaricomycetes; Agaricales; Hydnangiaceae. The coding region runs from base 1 to 573 and encodes 190 amino acids. The record is from RefSeq and is a predicted model, not a curated record. The transcript has 5 exons.